This is a messenger RNA of Hippocampus zosterae (dwarf seahorse), 5794 nucleotides long. It is a transcript of the gene efs, whose product is annotated as embryonal Fyn-associated substrate. Gene Ontology annotation, biological process: cell surface receptor protein tyrosine kinase signaling pathway; cell migration. The record is from RefSeq and is a predicted model, not a curated record. The coding region runs from base 329 to 3109 and encodes 926 amino acids. Gene Ontology annotation, molecular function: protein binding. Gene Ontology annotation, cellular component: cytoplasm; plasma membrane. The transcript has 8 exons. Lineage: Eukaryota; Metazoa; Chordata; Actinopteri; Syngnathiformes; Syngnathidae.
UUUGGGAGCUGGGCCACAAUCCUUCCAUGUCUUUUGUAGAGCGACCAAAAUACGUGAAUUUAGGAGAAGGCGGAGAUCAUUAUGUUGUCAUCGGCAGAAAAUGAUGGAACGCCAAUGGGCACUGUUUUUUUACGCUUGAGAAGAACGCUUUUACCUCAUCUCGGUCUGGAAGCCGAUGUGAAGUUUACCGGCGAAUUCGAUCAAGGAAGGCCCGGCGUUUCUGAUUCACAAGGCAGAGACGAUGUGAGCUGAAUGGACCCCGUUGACCAACCGGAACACUCGAGUUCGACGUUCACCGAAACCCAAUAACCCUCGCAACUUAACAGCCAUGUCUGUUUCUACGGUGUUGGCGAAGGCGCUCUUUGACAACACGGCAGAGAGCCCAGAGGAACUGGCUUUCAGGAAGGGGGACAUCCUGAUGGUUUUGGAGCAGGAGCAGAGCGGUGGGCCCGGCUGGUGGCUCUGCUCCCUGCACGGCCGUCAGGGCAUCGCCCCGGCCAAUCGUCUGCGCCUCCUCCAGACCGCUCCGGCCACCAGCUGCGACUCCGUGUACUUGUCCCCCGGUCCACCGCUGUUGCGCGGUAGCGCGGACGACGCGGAGGCCGUGUAUCGCUCCCCGCCGGCCGCGGGCGAAGGCCGAGGAGACGGAACGGCAUCGAGACCCGGUGAGCUUCGCAAGGCGGACGUCGGUCGUCCGCGCUCACACUCCAGUUCCGGAUCCCGACCCAGGCCCGACUGGGAAAUUGGAGUCGCAAGUCGCCCGCGUUCCCCUUCGUUAAGAGGACGGGGCACGGAUGUGAGCGGAGCUCUCUAUCAGACUCCGGUGAGCCCCCUGCCCUCCUCCGCUCAGCAUGCCCGGCAGCCAGGAGCGCAAAUGGCUCCAGAGUCUGUCUACCUCUCCCCAAGCGGAGUCGCAAGAGUGAAUGAUGAGGACACCACAUAUCUGGUCCCUCGGGAAACCACAGGACCCUCCGAUGACUGUUACUUGGUGCCAAAAGGAACACCGCUUGCCGGUGAGGAUGUUUACCAAACCCCAACGGGAGGAGUUCUGGCCGCCUGCCCUCAUGGCCCCUCGUCAGUCAGCGGAACUCAUCAGUCUAAAGUGGGUCAGGACAUUCCCGGGAUGUACCAAACCCCCUCUCCUGUGGCGGUCAGCCUACAAAGAACUUUAUCGUCCCCCGCCCAAGCGCCUCCUAGGCCCCUCCUAAAGGGCCCGUCACCCAACCCUGCCGUGGCCAGAGGCAAACCGGGGCUCGCCUGCCCCCGGGAGUCCCCUUUACUGGUUCGAGCCGCCCACCCUCGAGUUCCCGGGUCGCCGAAUUUCGCCCGCAAGCCCCCGCCGCCGGCUCCUCCCGUGCGAGGAGUCACGCGGAAAGACGGCCAGCCGUCGACGCCCAUGUUGGGUGAUUGCGGCGUGGCCCCCAGCCCCGGAUCUCAAGCACACGAGGCGAACAGGCAGACGAGUCAGGACCCGGAGAAAGGCAGCGGCGCACUCAACAGCAAAGCGGAAAACCAAGAUUAUGCGGAUCCCGCGAACGACCAGGUAUACGACACGCCACCCAGCAGCCGGUGGCAGCGCGCCGCGCCAACGGUCCUCAGCAACGGCGUCGACGGCAUCUAUGACACUCCUCGCACCGUCCCCCCGCAUGUUGACUCGGAGACGGAGGUGUACGACGUCCCCACCGUAACGCUGAACGGCUCCACGUCGGAAGCCCAACCGGGCACCGCCGACGCGGACGACGUCUACAGCGUGCCUACUCUUCCGGGCCUGCCCGCGGGUCCCGCCGAGUCCGCCGGCAGCCUUUCCGGGGAGGAGGCCAGCCAGAACGGUCAAACUUACUGCGUCGCAAGCUCGGAAAAGCGAGCGAGCGCAGGCGACCAGCAGCGGGACUCCCCCGACUGCGGCAUCUACGACAUGCCCGCCCCGAACGCGGACGUCUUUCCGCACUCGUCGUCGUCUUCCUCCGCCUCCACUCGCCGUCUCUCCGUGUCCAGCAACGGCUCCGGGGACGUCCAGUGGAGGGCCUCGCUCUCCAGCCUCGUCCACGCCGCGCUGAGCGCCGCUUCCUGCUCGCCCGCCGCCCUGUUGUCUCGGGACCUGGCCGCGUCGCUGGCCGAAAUCCUGUCCGCGUGGAAAGCCAGCCACUCCGGGGACCCUCCGCCGCCCCUUCAGCAGGCUUGGGCCCGCCUCUCGGACCUGCUGCCCGCGUUAUCGGCCAUGGGCGGCGCGCCUCCGUCGGAAGGUCUCCUUUCCCUGGUCCAGCGCUCCCUGGAGGAAAGCGCCCUCCUCUUGCAGUCGCAGGGUCGCCCCCGACUGCCUUCCCAGGAGUCUUUGUCCCGCAGGCCGCUGCCCGCUCUCCCGGUAUUGGACGGCAAGUCACCCGGAGGCGGAAUGGGCUCCCGGAAGAGCAGCUGGAUUCAAGAAAGGCCUCUGCCCCCGACUCCUCUGCCGGCCUUCCCCGUGCCUCCCGCCUCGGCCGCGGUGACGCUCGCAGUCGGCCACGGCGAUGGAGACGAAGACCCGAGCAACGAAUACGCCGGGAUUGGCUUGACACCCGUCCCGGCCCUGGUCCCUAAUGGUGACAGUGUUGGAUAUGUCAAGCUGCAGGGCAAACCGGAGCUCCCCCUGGCUCAGAACGGACAAACGAUCACCUCAGAGCCGAGACUGACGCCGUCGCCUCCGCUGCCGGUGUCGCUGUCCCUGGAGGAUUCGGAGCUGCUGCGCUUCUACUCGUCACAGAGCCUCGCUCACCUGUCCUGCCUGGCCGACGCCAUCGACGUGCUCUUUGCCAGCGUGCGGGGCAACCAGCCGCCGCGCGUCUUCGUGGCGCGCGGCAAGAGCCUCAUUGUGACGGCGCACAAGCUGGUGUUCAUCGGCGACACGCUCUCCCGCCUCCUCACCUCCGGCGACCUGCGCGCCAAGAUCACAACCUCCGGGGGUCGCCUUUGCCAGGCCUUGAAGGCGGUGGUCGUGGCGACAAAAGGCGCGGCGCAAAACUACCCGUCGGUGUCGGCGUCUCAGGAGAUGGUGGACCGGGUGGCCGAGCUCUCUCAGCAGGCCGCCGGCUUCUCCGCUCUGCUCCAGCGCCUGACUGAGAUCUCCUCGUGAUGUUGACGCCACACGCCGUCUUUCACUCUCUCUCUUGGAAAAUGCCUUAUUUUGUGAUGACACUUUGGGGGGGGGGGGGGGGGCGUGGGGGGCUGUUUUCUUCAGUUGCGUGGCUCGACUCUGCCCUUUCCCCCCGUUGUGCGUCUUAACUUAUAGAGGACCGGAAGCUGCUCUCUGGGGCUUUUGAAUCUGUCGUCCCCUCCCGAUUUUAAGUAUCAGGGGUGGGGGGAGACUGAAGUUUAUGAACGACUCCGUUAGGCUUGAACGGCGACUCGACCCGACGAGUCUGUUUACAUUCAGGAAUCUGCAGUUUUCAGGUCGACUCACAUUUGUUUUGCGUGAAGAAAAGCGAUGCUACGUAGCACAAGCUAGCCGUUAGCCGUGAAGUGAAGCGCACGCUCAAGUCUGGUCUGAACCCCCCCCCACCCCCUCCCCAACAACUAAAACAGUCAUGAAAUUAGUACAAUCCUCAAUUCAAGCAGAACGAUCUGCCAAUACAAAGGAAGGUUGUCUCGAAGCUGGUGGAUUUAUACUCGCUCCAUCUAGAAUUCUGGGAUAUGCUUUUGGCGUGACUCAACCGGCUGGGAAUUUCGCAGCCACUCGGAUUGACACGCGUGAACAUUGGAGACUUACUUGACUUGUGCUUACGGUAUCUCACAAAAGUGAGCACAACCCCCUUGACAUUUUCUUUUCGCGGGACGAGUCUGAAGCGACGAUAUAAAGCGGGCAAUGGGGAGCUUGGUAAAUAUGCUGUUGAUUCCUGCCCAUGUCGAAAUUGCUCACACCGAAGUGAAAAUAUCGUCGCCUCACACGAAAAGACUCACUUUUAGGAGAUCCCACCUCUGCUAAAUAUAGCACAGAAGGAAAUAGUUACAUUCUGGCUUUGGUCUACUUCGCGUGACAAUUCCUGCCCGACAAGAAUUGCCGUCGCGUGAACAAGUCAGGGGGGACGAAUCGCUCUUUCUCACGAUCACAGAACAGCGAGGCCGGGGAAGCCCGUGAACCGAGCGUCGCCGUCUGUACGUGUCGCAACCUGCUUUUUGACAGUUGGUCACAUGGACACGUCGUCUUUUUGCUCCCUUUCUUGCUGCUGUCCUUUUGCUCUUCCUUCAUUCCUGCCUGUCAUUCUUUCUUCUCCUUAUGGUUUGUCCAAUCCUUGGUUCCUGCAUCUCUUCCUUUUUUUCCAGUCUUUCAUAAUCAUCUUGCCGGCAUUCCUUUAUCCAUCCUGGCUUCAAUUCUGCCUGCCUGCCUUCUUUCCAUUCUACCUUGCAACAUUCCUUCCUCCCAGCCUCUCUUCCUCACCCCCUUCUGUCCGACGUUGCUUUCAUCUUUCAAUUAUUGAAGCAUCCCUCCAUUCUUCCUUUCGCACAUCCUUGUCUCAUUCCUGGCAUUCUUCCUUCAGUGCUUUUCUCCAUCCUCAUGUCUUACCCUGCAUUCUUCAUCCCUCCUUCCAUUCUUUAAGCCGCCCUGAUUUCCUUGCAUACUUCCUAGCCUCCCUAUAUAUCCUUUAUUCGUCCCACAAUCCUUGCGUCUUCCUCUUUCUACGUACUUCCAACCAUCUUUCCAUUCAGAUGAUUGUUUUUUUUUCCUUCCUUGGUCUUUCUUUCAGUCCUGCUUAUAUCCGUUUCCCGCCUUCCAUCCCUACUUUUUGUAAAAUCGCCCCAUCCGCUUCUCUUUUGCCUCAGUCUCACAACAGCGUGCAUGCGAAACCCGUCGAACAAGUUUACCUGUCACCACACGUUACAUGCAUGUCGCCGAUUCUUGUUUUUUGUUUUUUAUUGUUUGUUUUUUGGAAAGCGUGGCACUCAACAGUGGACUGUGCCCAUGUUUCAUCUAAUGUUCUACAAAGCCGGACCAUCAUCAAGCCGUUUGCCGUGGCUACUAAUCAUGUGUUACUUUGUCCAAAUUGGGAACAUAUUGACACACCAUCAUUAUGUACAUCAUCCUUCCAAGCAUGCUUUGAGGAACCUUCCUGUCCCAUUUUCUCUGCUGUAGUGUCACCUUGUGGAUGUUUGAAGUAUUAAUGGAAACUACACCUAUAACGAGUUUGAAGAGAAGCGAGUAACCUUUAUAUUUAUUAUGAUCAUUUCUAUGUUGUUGUUUUUUUUCCCCCUAUUCACAGCUUUACUAUGUUUGACUUUGUCAUGCACGUUUUUAUGUGAUUUGGUUUGGUGCUGUAUCGCAGCGAUUCUAAAAGCGGUCGCUCAACGGGGUGCAUUUGUAAAGCAGCUCAUCCUCUGGUCGCACCCAUGUUGUCAGUAGUGCACGUCAGCUUGCGACAAUGACGGACUGUUGAAUUCAGUGGUAUUUGGUUCAGUUCCUUAAAAAAACAAACAAAGGUUAUGGAUAUUUAGGAUGUAAUGUUACUAAAAUAAUUUAUAUCAUACACGUGGCGGUUAUGUUUGAUUGGCGUGACGAUUAUGAGGGGCACCCAUGGACCUAAAAGGUUUUUGAACUAUUUUCAAGAAAGUGUCUCCCCCCCCCCACCCCUUAACUUUUCUUGGAAAAAAUAUACCAAUUCUUGUUUAUGUUGUUCAAUGCAAGUUUUUUACACUCAUGUGAACUCAUCCCUGAUUGCUGAAUUCUAGCAAUACAGAACUACACAGCUUCACUUUUGAACACUAUGUAAUGUCUUGCCUUGUAUUCCAGUCCAGAAUAAACAAAUAGUUUUUUUUUGCAAUAAUA